This is a messenger RNA of Tripterygium wilfordii, 1106 nucleotides long. RefSeq names its product zinc finger protein ZAT5-like. Lineage: Eukaryota; Viridiplantae; Streptophyta; Magnoliopsida; Celastrales; Celastraceae. The transcript has a single exon. The record is from RefSeq and is a predicted model, not a curated record. The coding region runs from base 1 to 987 and encodes 328 amino acids.
AUGGAGGAAGCUCCAGCUUCAGUUCCAGCUCCAGAAGAAAUUGUGGAGUCAUCGUCGUCCAAAGACCAGACCCACAUCGUCAAAGGCAAGCGAACCAAGCGACAAAGGGUCCAGUCUCUAAUCCCAACUGGUCUAACCCCCAUCACCAAUUCAUCAAGUGGGGAUAAAGACUAUGAAUAUGAAUAUCAAGAUGGAUUAUUGGAAGCAGAGGACGCGGACAUGGACUUGGUGAAUUGCCUACUCCUUCUUGCGCAAGGCCAGUCGAGAAUUUCUCCACACAAACAGGAUCAUCAUCAUCAACAACAUUUGGGAGGUUACAAGUUUAACAGCAGAAAAUUGAUGGAAACGGCCUCGAAUGGUGAAGGAAAGGCAGGGUAUUACGUUUAUGAAUGCAAGACUUGUAACCGAACAUUCCCAUCAUUUCAAGCAUUGGGAGGUCACAGGGCUAGUCACAAGAAGCCUAACAACAAGUCCUCCUCCAUUGAAGAGAAGAAAAAACAGUUCGACUCGUCCUCGGACAAAGAAUUAGAUAAACGUUACAAGAACAUCUCUUCACUUUCUCUUCAAUUGAGUCACAAUACCAGAAAUUUGUACAAGGUUGGUGGUGGUGGUGGUGGUGGUGGUGGUGGUGGAAAUAAUAAUAAGGUUCAUGAAUGCUCUGUUUGUGGAGCAGAGUUUGCAUCGGGGCAGGCCCUAGGAGGUCACAUGAGGCGUCACCGGUCGAGUAGUGUUGGGACGAUAAACAACAAAGCCUUGACAUCGACUCCAACAACAAUAACAACAAAAGCAACAAUGGAAUUGGAAUCGGAGCAAGUUAAGCGGCCAAGAAAGGUACUUUCAUUGGAUUUGGAUCUGAAUCUUCCUCCUUCUACCCCUCAAGACGAUAAUCACAACAGUGAAUCCAAAUUCGCCUUCGCUUCCAAGCAACAGCAGCAAUCACCCAAUAUUUUCUUCUCCACCCCGGCCUUGGUUGACUGUCAUUACUAACAAGGUUAAUUGCCUACAAUUUGACCAAUUCUUGAAGCUGAAAUCAAUGUUGAUUACAGAGAUUCAUUUGUUUUCUUUUGUCAAACAUAUUUUUAUAAUUCCCAGAUUAGAACAUUCUU